AGCAUAACAAAAUCUGAUGGGAGCUACGAGGAUAGGAUAGGAUAGGUGGUGGUACAGGAACCACCGACAUCGGCGUUUGACCCAUUGUCUGCCAAGACAACCAAAAUUACAGCUGUCACGGCAAUACUUUUGAAUGAUGGAAUGCAACUGUGGAUUAAGACAUCGAAAAGCUCGAUGGUAUUACUGCCAUACCUGUCAUAUACAGGGACACUGAGAUCAAUUUGUUUGCUAGCUCUCUAACAAAUGUCGAUGUACUUCUAGCGAUUCUAACUAGCUAUAACUAAGCAGGCUAGCCGUAGCAAGAUAGACAGGCUGCUAGCAUUCAUAUCUGUCUCUAUUAUGUUAGCUUGCUAGCCAUUAAACUUUCUUGUCAUUGACAUUUCAGAAUUUCUUGCUUAUUAUUCGUAGCAUUCUAAGCGGCUAACCAGUGAUAGCUGUCAUUCACAAGAUAACUGCAAGCUAACAUUAAUCCAGCUACCCAGGUAGUUUGGUUGACUGGCUGGGACGUUAACACGUUAAUACGCUGACUUUUCAAUGCAAAUGGGUUGCAACGCUAGCAAGCAUUCAGAGAUAGUUUAAACCUAUUAGCAGGACGAUUGGUCCUACCUUUAACGUUACUGUUUCUUUCUUUCUUUUUUAUAUAGCAGCAGCAUUUUGUCAGUCGGGCAGACAUUAUUUAUCUUUCACUAUCACUAAUGUUAAGUCAUCUUACAGUCACACUGUAAUGUUAACUUAACAUUUCGUUUCGGUUAAGAUUUGCUCACCCUAAUCUAUGUUAAACGCUAGAAGCUAACGUUAGGCUUACUACUUGUCCGACAUGACUAACUGUUAAUGUUAUCAAUUUGUUAUUUGAUAAUACUCCACAUAUCUAAUCAGCAUAGCGAACUGGCUAGCUGCUACCGUUGAAUUAUCCAUCAUAACAGUUAACGUCAGAUCAUCCUGCUUCCUCUUAGUCAAUCGAUGUAGAUAUGCUGUGUCUAGUUAGCAAACGUUAAAGCCAUUUUCACAAAUCGUCGGUUAUUGUCAACCUCCGAAGAAAGGAAGAUAGCAUUAGCUAUACAGCCAACAUUUAUCAACGUGUUAGUCAUAUCAGACAGCAAAAUAUUCAGUUAACAGUAACAAUAGUGAGCUAGCUUCGCUAGCCAGGGUGCAGUGCAGAAGAUAUGGCAGCAGACCUUCAAUCAAAAUAUACCAAACUGGCCCAGGAGUAUUCAAAGCUCCGGGCCCAGAACCAAGUCCUGAAGAAAGCUGUGGUGGAUGAGCAGGCCACCUCUACUUCAGUGAAGGAUGAGCUGAAGCAGAGGGAGCAGAGCCUGAGGAAGGUGGAGCAGGAGAUGGACAGCCUCAGCUUCAGGAACCAGCAGCUGGCCAAAAGGGUGGAGCUUCUCCAAGAGGAGCUGUUGGUCUCUGAGGCAAAGGGCAAGAAGAACAAGAGUAAAGGAGACUCGCCCUCCCAGCCGAACCUGCAGACUCAGAUUGUGUUUGAUGAGGACCUACAGAAGAAGAUUCAGGAGAAUGAGAGGCUCCACAUUCAGUUUUAUGAGGCCGACGAGCAGCACCGGAGGCAGGAGGCUCAGCUGAAAGCUCGCCUGGAGCAGCUGGAGAAGGAGUCCGAGCAGCACCAGGCUGUGGUGGAGGGCCUCACCAGCAAGUACAUGGAGACCAUCGAGAAGCUGCAGAGUGACAAGGCGCGAUUAGAGGUCAACGCUCAGACAUUGGAAAGGGAAGCCAAGGACUGUCGAAUACGCACAGAGGAAUGUCAGCAGCAGCUGAGGAAGUACCAGAUGGAGCUGAACCGGCAGCUGAAACAAAGCAGCAGUGUCAUCCAGGAGAAAGUGCCCUUCAACGACACCAAAUUGAGUGAUUACAACAGCUUGAACGUUCCUCCGCACAACCGGAGGCACCAGCUGAAGGCUCGUGAUGUGGCGGGACAGGCCCUCGGGUUCGUCCAGAACCUGGUAGCUGCCCUUCUCAACCUCCACUCCUACACUGACCAGAGGGUGCACAUCUACCCCCUGGACUCGUCCAUAGAGACCAUCUCCCCUCUCAACCAGAAGUUCUCACACUACCUGAACGAGAACGCGGCGUACGUGCGCCCACUUGAAGACGGCCUUUUGCAGCUGCACCAAAGCAUCACGGAAGACACUGUAACCAUGCUGGAGACGGUUAACAAACUGCAGGACUUCUCAAAGUACUUCACCGCCUACACACACUUCCUUCAGAAGAUCUUGCCCUACCAACUCAAAAGUCUUGAGGAAGAGUGUGAAGCCCCUCUCUGCAGCACCUCCCUCACUUCCAAAAACCAGGAGCUGCAGAGUGACAUGAAGAGAGUUACCGCCGUAUUUGAGAAGCUUCAGACCUACAUCAGUUUACUGGCCUUACCGAGUGUGCAGGAGGAUGCCAUGCCUCAGAGCAGCUCCAGUGCAGUCUUCACCCAGCUGGCUGCCUCCCUGCACAGCCUUCACGACACCAUUAAAGAGAUGUCCAAGCAUUACAGCCAGAAGGCCACCCUGGAGCAAGAGCUGCCCACGGUCACUCAGAAGCUGCGCACCACUAACGAGUGCCUGCUGUCCUCACUGGGCUCCCUCACAAACAGCACCCAAAAGAUUGCGACCUUCUUCAGCAACAACCUGGACUUCUUCACCUCGUCCACCGGCUACGGCCCCAGGGGGGGCUCGGGGACCCUCAACCCGCUGCAGGCAGAGAGCAUGCUGGGUAACAAGAAGCAGGCGUCAGCCUACAUGCAAGCUGUCAGGAAGGCCAGGCCACAGUCUGUCCCCUACACCGAGGCCCUGACCAACCGCCACGUGCUGACCAGCUCCACGGAGAGUCGGGAGGGACUCACGCAGCAGGUGCUGCAGUCUCAGGAGAAGAUUGCUCGUCUGGAGCAGGAGAAGGAGCACUGGCUGCUGGAGGCCCAGCUGGGCCGCGUGCGGCUGGAGAAGGAGACCCAGCGCAUCACCGAUCUGGAGGCCCAGCUCUCCGCCGCGAUGGGGGGCGCUGCUCCCUCCACCACCCAGGCCCCCGUCACCCCCGCUGCCCACGACAGCCCCGGCUCGUCAGGGUUCCAGGACCAGGAGUUUGAGGAGAGAGGAUCCAGCAAGGAGACCACCCAGAGCUCGAGCCUGAUCGGCCUGCUGACCACCACGACUCUCAGUGAAGAUGUGAGUGAAGAGGAGUCACGAGAGCAUCUGAUCAAGUCCCACUACAUGUCGCGAGUGGCCGAGCUCACCUCCCAGCUGCAGAUGGCCGACAGCAAAGCCGUGCACUUCCACGCCGAGUGUCGUGCCCUGGCCAAGCGGCUGACCAUCGCUGAGAAAUCUCGUGAGGCCAUGACUGAAGACUUGAAGGUGGCCAAUCAAAACAUUUCACGACUGCAGGAUGAGCUGGCCACGACUAAGCGCAGUUACGAGGAUCAACUGAGCAUGAUGAGUGACCACCUGUGCAGCAUGAACGAGACCCUGAGCAAGCAGCGCGAGGAGAUCGACACGCUCAAACUGGGCAGCAAGGGAAAUUCUAAGAAGAAUAAGGGCCGAUAGUGAUGCACUCGGCCCAAGGACACCGCGAGGAAAACCGGAGGGAUAACCUAUGGGGCCAUCCAGCACUGUCCUGCCAUCCACCACCACUGCAACGAAGAGAAAGAGAGAGAGAACGAGAGAAAGAGAAAGAGAAAGACAGCGAGAUCCCACUCUCCUGCGAUUCUCUCGAUCUUGCCGGGGGGGCUCUGGGGAGUGAGUGAGUGAGUGUGCUGCUCUGCUCUCUUCGAGAGGAAAAGCCUGAUUUAUUUUUUCUUUUCUAUUUGUCCCAUCCGGUUCCAUACACACGUAUGAACUGUAUUUGUGAAGUGCUUCCUGGUGCUGGCAGGAAGCAGCUGCCCACUGCUCAGCACAUGACGCCCAGCGCAGGAGGGGCCGAGCCUGAGGAAGUGCUUAUAGGUUCAGGGGCCCCAACGCUUUACUUUACUUACUGUGUGUGUGUGUGUGUGUGUGUGUGUGUGCGCACGUGUGAGAGAGGGGAAGUGUGUGUGUGUAUGUGUGUGAGAGAAGGAGUGUGUGUGUGCAUGUGUGUGUGUGACUGAGAGAAGAGGAGGAAAAUUGUGUGAAUUGUGUGGCUAGACACACACACACACACACACACACACACACACAUCAACGUGGGAUAAAUUCAUGUCAAACACAAGGACUUUUGUCUCGGGCAUUGGGUGUGGGGUCAUUUUAAUCAUGUGAGCUUGUGGCGAGAAUUCAUUUGUUCAUUUACAUGCGUGACAGAGGCACUGUUAAGGGACUGGCAGUGACAGUUUUUUUGUAUUAAUGUAUAACUUGUAUAAAUUUUAUAUGCAGAGAUAGUUGUAGAUGAGAGCAAAUAUGUACAAUGAAUAUAAACGAACCAGUUAGUUCAUGGAAAAAAAAAAGAAUAGAUUUGCCUUUAUCUAGUUGGUAUGACAGACGAGAGACUGAUUUGGACACACACACUUACAGUACCCUCCAAAUGUUUGACUUUAGUGUGUCUGGAGAAAGUUCAAAUAGCUGUUUGCUAUUUGAUGACUAGAGGCGAAGGGAAUCUAGAGAAAAAUGAAAUUGAUGGGCCUGUUAUUCAAAGUACUUUUAAAGUAGCGCUCUCAUAACUCAACUGUUAAUGGCUGUGCACUGACUUCUGUCUUUAGAGAGGCAGUUUGAAAAUAAGAUAGGGAUCACCAAUGGAUCAAAAAGGGUUACGUAUGAAUAUACACCUCUUGGGAGGGGGGAGGGGGGAGGGGGAAAUCAUGUUUAAUAUGUGUCGUUCAGUGUGCUUUUUCUUUCUUGAAAAUGUACGUGCUACAUAGGCAUUUUAUUCAAAAGGCGCUGAAUGUUUCACUGAACCAAUGAAGCUGUUUCAUGUUGAUGUGUCGGAAAACAAACACCAUCACUAGACGUGCACAGAAAGCAGUGACGGAAUUGUGGGAGCUGCAAUGCUGCCGACAGUUUUUUUUACACCAGUGGUGAUCUGACAUUUGGAAUGGAAAUACAUCUAUUCCAUUUCAUGUUCUGUGUGGCUUAUCAACGCUAAUUUGUGUGAUGGUGUGUUGGCAAACUGUGCACACUCUCCCCCAGUUAAUUGGAAGAGUUCCCCAGCAUAACUCUUAUCAUCGUUUACACGUGAAGUCAGAUGACUGGCAAGAUAGUUUACAGAUGACAUUUUCCAGUGAAUUUCCAUGCUAUUCUUUUUUUUAUAUAGGCACAAAAAAAAGUUAACCACUGUGAGAACACAAAAUGUGAAUAGAUUGCCAACACACCUCCUUUGAGUGUCUGUGCAAAGAAAUUGUAUGUCAUUCAACUAAAAUUUCCAAAAUUAAAAUAAAAGUGCUACUCAAAAUCU
Messenger RNA from Sardina pilchardus (European sardine), 5355 nucleotides. RefSeq names its product protein phosphatase 1, regulatory subunit 21 (gene ppp1r21). The record is from RefSeq and is a predicted model, not a curated record. The coding region runs from base 1164 to 3539 and encodes 791 amino acids. Lineage: Eukaryota; Metazoa; Chordata; Actinopteri; Clupeiformes; Clupeidae. Gene Ontology annotation, cellular component: early endosome; membrane. The transcript has 22 exons.